Molecule: messenger RNA, 492 nt
Organism: Brassica oleracea var. oleracea
Lineage: Eukaryota; Viridiplantae; Streptophyta; Magnoliopsida; Brassicales; Brassicaceae
Product: WUSCHEL-related homeobox 12-like
Exons: 1
Biological process (GO): adventitious root development
Molecular function (GO): DNA-binding transcription factor activity; DNA binding
Source: RefSeq, a predicted model, not a curated record
AUGGAUCAAGAAGGAUCAUCACAAAGCCCUACCGGGCAGGGCCGUUCUCCCUCUGCACCCUCUAAUUCUACCGCACCGGCCCGGUCCCGUUGGUCACCUAAACCGGAGCAAAUCUUGAUACUCGAAUCCAUUUUCAACAGUGGUAUUGUCAACCCACCAAAAGACGAAACAGUGAGGAUAAGAAAAAUGCUUGAGCAAUUUGGUGCAGUGGGUGACACAAACGUCUUCUACUGGUUUCAAAACCGACGUUCAAGAUCUCGCCGGAGACAGCGGCAGCUUCAAACCGCUACUGCCGCAGCCGUCACUUCCAGAGGAGCUGAAGACCAGCAGCACAUGACGACCAUGAGCAUGCAUCAUCCUUAUAGCAACAACGAGAUUAAUUUGGGAUUUGGAAGUUGUAGCAACUCGUCAGCUAAUUUCUUCUUUAAUGAUCCUUCAUCUCAAGUAUCUUCCUUUCUUCUCGGUCACUCGUCUUCUUCCUCGAAUGGUGGA